Amborella trichopoda is the source of this 1245-nucleotide messenger RNA. Its product is annotated as soluble inorganic pyrophosphatase 1. Gene Ontology annotation, biological process: phosphate-containing compound metabolic process. NCBI's taxonomy places the organism in Eukaryota, Viridiplantae, Streptophyta, Magnoliopsida, Amborellales, Amborellaceae. Gene Ontology annotation, cellular component: cytoplasm. Gene Ontology annotation, molecular function: magnesium ion binding; inorganic diphosphate phosphatase activity. The record is from RefSeq and is a predicted model, not a curated record.
UCAAAACGUGCAUGCAUUCCCCCCUUCCCCUUCCCUUUUAUCAAAUCAAAUUAAAAGAAAAGUCGUCCUCUUCCACGAGCCAAGAAGACCGGGUCUUGUGAGAAGGCAUAAGCUAGUUUCUUUAAGAGAAGUGCUGGUGCAUGUUUGCUUGUUUGAUUUGGAUCAAAAGUUUGGAUUGAAUUGGAUUGUUAAGUGGUAAGAAAGAAGAAGAGAAAGAAAAUGAGUGAAGGUAGCAAAAAUGGAUUAUCAGCUAUGGAAUCAGAGAAACGUCCUACUCCGCGAUUGAACGAGAGGAUCCUUUCUUCCUUGUCGAGGAGAUCGGUAGCCGCGCACCCAUGGCAUGAUCUCGAUAUAGGACCUGGGGCUCCCUCGGUUGUCAAUUGCGUUGUGGAGAUAGGAAAAGGAAGCAAGGUCAAGUACGAGCUGGACAAGAAAACUGGGCUCAUUAAGGUUGAUCGUAUAUUGUAUUCUUCGGUGGUUUAUCCUCACAACUACGGUUUCAUCCCUCGAACACUUUGUGAAGACAAUGACCCUAUGGAUGUCUUGGUUCUAAUGCAGGAACCAGUUCUUCCAGGUUGCUUUCUUCGAGCUCGAGCUAUAGGACUAAUGCCCAUGAUUGACCAGGGUGAGAAGGAUGAUAAGAUAAUUGCAGUGUGUGCGGAUGAUCCAGAAUAUCGACACUACACUGACAUCAAAGAACUCCCUCCUCACCGUCUACAAGAGAUUAGGCGAUUCUUUGAAGACUACAAGAAGAACGAGAACAAGGAAGUUGCAGUGAAUGACUUUCUCCCUUCCACAGCUGCAUAUGAAGCCAUCCAAUACUCCAUGAAUCUUUAUGCAACCUACAUCUUGCAAAGCUUGAGACGUUAAUGGACACUACGAUUGGAUAUCUAUCGAUUAUCAAAAGCUAAUAUAUAAUAAUUCGUAUUCUUUACUUCAUAAAAUCACUUGGACUGUAUAUUCCUUUGAUGUGCCAAUAGUUGAAUAAAUCCAUCGAGCUAUUGCUUUUUCGUUUUUUAUUUAUUUCAAAUUUGUCUCUUGAUCUUUGCUCUACAGUACAUUUGUGGAGUUGUAUUUCUUGUUUGGCGAAAUUCAUGGACCUCUAUCCUUGAAAGAGGUUGAGAUUUUUUAUUUGCUUUGCCAUGUACAAGUCGUUUUGGCUCAUCAAUUCAGUACUUCGAACCAGAUAGUUCUGGCAAAUAUAUAUGGCCACAAAAACAACUAUUUUUGUUGGGCCUUGGGCUA